UGUUUAGAAUUUGCCGCAGAAAAGCCUUGACCUCUAGGACAGACAGACGCUCGCUGGGUACCAAUCCGGUGAGUCGAGCCAGGCACCGCCCCUCUGCGAAGCCAAUAGCUCGGGACGGAAGCAGUAGAGGCGGGGCCAGCCCUGCAGGCACCGUUGUGAUUGGCACGCCGGCUCCCGCAGCCUGAGAGGUUGCCCCGAAGACUAGCCGGAGAACCCGGGGCGAGUGCGGAUCUACAAAGUUUGUCAGCUCCGGGGCGCCGUAGUGGCUUUUACCCCAGCGGGGUGGGCUGGGCUGUGUGGCUGGAGCUCGGCUCAGUUUUGGACAUCCUGAUGGCCGCGGUGUUUCUAGUAACGCUGUAUGAGUAUUCGCCGCUUUUCUACAUUGCGGUGGUCUUUACCUGCUUCAUCGUGACCACUGGCCUGGUAUUGGGAUGGUUUGGCUGGGAUGUUCCAGUAAUCCUGAGAAAUUCAGAAGAGACCCAGUUCAACACAAGAGUUUUCAAAAAGCAAAUGAGACAAGUCAAGAAUCCUUUUGGCUUAGAGAUCACUAAUCCAUCUUCAGCUUCAAUUACAACUGGCAUAACUUUGACAACAGAUUGCCUUGAAGAUAGCCUCCUUACAUGCUAUUGGGGGUGCAGUGUUCAAAAAUUCUAUGAAGCUCUACAGAAGCACUUUUAUUGCUUCCGAAUAAGCACUCCCCAAGCACUGGAAGAUGCUCUGUAUAGUGAAUAUCUUUAUCAAGAACAGUAUUUUAUUAAAAAGGACAGCAAAGAAGAAAUAUAUUGCCAGUUACCAAGAGAUACUAAAAUUGAAGACUUUGGUUCUGUGCCCAGAUCUCGCUAUCCAUUGGUAGCACUGUUGACCCUAGCUGAUGAGGAUGACCGAGAAAUUUAUGAUAUUAUUUCCAUGGUGUCAGUAAUUCAUAUUCCUGAUAAGACUUAUAAACUUUCCUGUAGAAUAUUAUAUCAAUAUUUACUCCUGGCUCAAGGUCAAUUUCAUGAUCUUAAGCAACUUUUCAUGUCUGCAAAUAGUAACUCCACUCCCUCCAGCAAUUCCUCUCCAGGAGAAAAAAGCACAGACCGAAGUUUGCUAGAAAAGGCUGGACUGUCUGAAAGUGAAGUGGAGCCCCCUGAGGAGAAUAGCAAGGACUGUGUUGUUUGCCAGAACGGGACUGUGAACUGGGUGCUUCUGCCGUGUAGACACACGUGCUUGUGUGAUGGCUGCGUUAGGUAUUUUCAGCAGUGCCCUAUGUGCAGGCAAUUUGUGCAGGAAUCUUUUGCACUUUGCAGUCAGAAGGAGCAAGAGAAAGACAAACUGAAAGCUCUUUGAGAGUAUUGUUAAAACUGAAAAAUACACCUUCCACUGAAGAUGUCGAAUUUGUGUUCUUGGAAUUAAUUGUCACGUGGAAUCUACAGUAUUGACCAUCAAUGAAAAUUCUAUUUUAACUUCACAUUUGUAUGAUGAAAUUAAUUCCUUCUUGUUCACUAUGGUAAAUACUGGAAUACCAUCUGUGUUGAUAACAUAAAAAUUCAUUCAACUCUUGAGAAGAAUGUAAAUGUUUGGCCUUUUAUCAGCUAGAAGGUUUCAUAUAAUGUUGAUUAGGAAAAAUCUUAAAAGCAAUUCAUCUAAAAUUUGAGGAGGUAAAUGCCUCAAGAUUUCUGGAUGUUCUGCCUUUGACAUAAUCUGGAGUGGAAUUUGGGAAAAAUUGAAUUCUUCCUAAAGUAAUUGUAUGUUCCCCAUUUUAUAAAGGAGUAGGACAGGGCUCCCCACUUUAAAACUUUUCCAAAAAUAACAGUUUUUAUAAAUAUCCAUGUAAUGGUUUUUAAUUUUCCUUAUAGUCACAUAAACACAAGUCUUAAUUUUAAUAUAGGUUCUUAAAUCAUAAAUGCAAGAUACAAUUCUUGACUAUUCUCAGUAUAUCAUAGAUUAAAAUGAUACUCAUCUGUAGGAGGCAGAUAUAUGAAACAUAUAAUAAAAUUUCUUGGCUAAUUAAAUGUAUUGUCAAAUAUGAUUAGGUUAGCAGAAUGUGACCUAUCAGGGAAGAUCUGUGAGACUCGUAAUGCCUUACCUUACAUUUCCUCCCGCAUAGCAAAUCCAUUCAAAACUGGAGAGGUUUUGGAUCCAGAAAAACUGCUAAGAGAAACAAAUAACUAUUUUUUUCUAGUGUAUUUUUAUUCCACAUAAACCCGUAUCUUUCAGAACAGUCACAUGAUAGGCAAAAAGUCCCAUCCCCCAUGCUUUCCAAGAUGACAAAGAAAAAGGUAAAUCAGAACUUUCUGUGUCUUCAGGGGAAAUUAUCUUCGGUUCACUAAGAAAUUAGAUCAUGGCAAAUAAACUGAACUUCAGGGAGAUUUUCAAGACUUUUUUGUCCUGUUUGUAUUAGAAUAAUGCCUUAUCUUUGUAUCAGUGUUUUUACAUAAUGUCAUUUCAUUUUAAUCAAAUACAACACUCUGAAAAAGA
Messenger RNA from Prionailurus viverrinus (fishing cat), 2460 nucleotides. It is a transcript of the gene CGRRF1, whose product is annotated as cell growth regulator with ring finger domain 1. NCBI's taxonomy places the organism in Eukaryota, Metazoa, Chordata, Mammalia, Carnivora, Felidae. The coding region runs from base 331 to 1329 and encodes 332 amino acids. Gene Ontology annotation, biological process: negative regulation of cell growth. The record is from RefSeq and is a predicted model, not a curated record. The transcript has 6 exons.